UCUCUCUAUCUCCUCUCCAUCGAAGCCCAGAGAGAAAGUGACUUUGUUUUAUCCCCACUCUUGUGACUUGUCUCCUUGUACCUGUCCCUUCUCCUCUCUUUUCAAUUCUAACAACAUAGAGACACUGUAGAAAGGAGUCUUUUUUUGUUUUUUUAAUAAUCUUUCUUGUAGUGUUCCAAAACCAUAUAUGCGCCUUUUUUUGUUUGAGUUGAGUGAUGAUAGGUUUUUGCGCUCUACCAUUGAGGAAAGAGAAUACUAAUAAUUGAAGAUUCUUGGGUUAGUUUGCGCCUAGCUUCUAUGAGUAUAUUAUAUUUAUAUUCAACCUCUCUCUUUGCUCUCCCUUAUUUACUAGAAAAUUGUGUGUCUCCGGGCCUUUGUUUCCUCUUCUUGCUGCUGCAAAACUAAGAGACAGAGACACUUUAAAUGGUGAUCUAUGGUGCCGAGUGUUUUGGUAAACUAAGCACAGUUGCUUCAGCAUUGCUUCGUUCUGUUUGGCUUCAGAAACCCAUAGAAUACUUCAGCUCCUUCUAAUGAGAUCUUGGGCUAAUUUCUAUUGGGUAGGAGUGGCCAUGACUAAAUUAACAAUGCAAGAGAAGAGGUUCAGCUCUGUUCAAUUUUCUGAGCUGAAAGAAGAAGCACGGCAGGAAAGACGAAAGGCUGUCAUCUGAAUGCUUCUGCUUAUGCUUCUAAGCUGAAGGUUUUCGCUGAUUAUGUGUCGAGAAAUGGCGGCAGCUCCUCCGACCAAGGACGAAUCGCCGGAGGAGCACUUCAGGAAGCAGCUUGCUGCUACUGUGAGACAGAUCCAGUGGAGCUAUGCGAUCUUUUGGUCGAUCUCGACCGGGCAACAAGGGGUUUUAUCUUGGAUGGAUGGAUACUAUAAUGGUGAUAUUAAGACGAGGAAGACUACGCAGCCGAUGGAGUUUAAAGCUGAUCUGCUGGGUCUGGAGAGAAGCGAACAACUGAGAGAGCUAUAUGAUUCUCUGUCGGCAGGUGACAGCAAUCAACAGAACAAAAGGCCUUCUGCUUCAUUAUCUCCCGAAGAUCUAACAGAUACCGAGUGGUAUUACUUGGUUUGCAUGUCCUUCACAUUUGGGCAGGCCCAGGGGUUGCCAGGUAGAGCUUUAGCAAGCAAUCAGCAUCUAUGGUUGAGCAAUGCUCAAUAUGCAGAAAGCAAGAUAUUUUCCCGCUCUCUUUUGGCAAAGAGUGCAUCAAUGCAGACAGUGGUAUGCAUUCCCUUCAUGAAUGGUGUGCUCGAGUUGGGUACAACUGAAUUGGUUUUGGAAGAUCCCUCUCUCAUACAACAAGUCACAACUUCCUUUUGGGACCUGCCAUACCCUACUUGCUCUGAGCAAUCUAGAUCUGCUUCUCCAAAAGGUGAAAAAGAGGAAGUCAAUUUAUGCUCAAAUCUUCAUCGUAGCAAUAUAAAUGCAAUUGGUGAGGAGCCUCAUUUAUUAGAAGUUGGAUCCCCAUCUUUUCCUUUUCCUCUUCAUAAUUACGAAAACGAGAACGAAGAACUCCAUAACAAGCUUGAUGAAGUGCAUGUUAAUUUGUACGAAGAGCUAAAUAUAGACUCUACAGAUGACUCUUUAAGAGUUGAGGUGCACAACAGCACAUCUCAAGUUCAUGGUAGGCAAUUGAUGGACGAUGAAUUCAGUAAUGGUCUACAUGGUUCUUUAAACUCAAGCGAUUGUAUAUCACAGUCCUUUCUUACUCCCCAAAGAAUAAAGAAUCCUACUCUUUUUACCGUUCAAGAGGGAGAACUGAACAAGCUUACUGACCUUGAAGACGACGCUUCUCACUACGCAAGGACUCUUGUGGCCAUUUUAAGGAACUCGAAACAAUCUGCACCAAUCUCUUGCCCUAUGAAUGGUUCUCAUAACUCGAGUUUUAGUAUUUGGAUGAGAGGCUUCAAUGCACAUAAAACGUUCUCUUCCACGCCUCAGAAGUUGCUCAAGAAAGUUUUGAUUGAUACUGCAUGGAUUCCUGGUGCUCAACCAACCAAGCCCAUAGAGGAAAAUGGCCCACAAAACAAAGUCUGGAAAUCACAAGGAGAUGAUGCUGGUGUUAGUCACGUGCUGUCGGAGAGAAGGAGAAGAGAAAAACUAAACGAGAAGUUUCUGAUACUAAGAAAUCUUGUUCCUUCUAUUAGCAAGGUUGACAAAGCAUCCAUCCUUGGCGACACAAUUGAGUAUCUAAGGGAGCUAGAGCAAAGAGUAGAGGAGCUAGAAUCCUGCAGAGAGCUAUUGGACCACGAAUCUAGAACUAGAAGGAAGUACCCUGACAUAGCCGAAAGAACUUCAGACAACUACUGCAACAAAAAGAUACCAAACGGCCAAGUUUCUGCAAGCAAGAGGAAGGCGUCUGAUAUAAAUGAAACGGAUGUGGAGCAUCAUUGGAUCUUGUCGAAGGAUGGUCCAAUUGACGUCAAUGUUACCGUGAUCGAGAAAGAGGUUUUCCUUGAGAUACGUUGCCCAUGGAGGGAGUGCUUGCUUCUUGAGAUAGUUGAGGUAUUAAGCAACCUCCAUUUGGAUCCCCUCUCAAUGCAAUCAUCCACAGCUGAUGGUGUUUUAGCAUUAACAAUAAAAGCUAAGUUUGUUGGUUCAGUCAUGGCAUCGCCAGGAAUGAUCAAGCAAUCCCUUCAGAGAGUUGCAAGUAAAUGUUGAGGUUAGUUUGUUCCAGCUGCGAAUGGUAACUUUUGCAACUCCCGAACUCUUUGAAUCUGUCCAUUCUGGUGAGGCCUGCAUCAUGUAUUUAUUUAUUCUAAGGAACUUCAAUGCAAUCUUGCUAAGUAUUUAGUUAAUGAUGGAUCAUUCCUUUCUCCUGUUCCUUAAUCAUAUUCUGUAUGUAUUGAAUAAUUGGUAUUGCGCAUCAUAUUUGUCGCAGAAAAUGGUAAUUGAUAAGCUUUAA
Messenger RNA from Ananas comosus (pineapple), 2907 nucleotides. RefSeq names its product transcription factor EGL1-like. Bases 711 to 2663 code for a protein of 650 amino acids. The transcript has 9 exons. Gene Ontology annotation, molecular function: protein dimerization activity. The record is from RefSeq and is a predicted model, not a curated record. NCBI's taxonomy places the organism in Eukaryota, Viridiplantae, Streptophyta, Magnoliopsida, Poales, Bromeliaceae.